GCCAUCUUUGUUUAUGCUGUCCAUGUUGGCUCUCUUUUUUUUCCUCAUAGAAUGGCAUCUAGAAAAGUCGUGCGCGUUGUAGUUGGCCUGGCAGCUGGAACGUUACUUACUGUUAAGGCAUUUCCACACAUUUAUCCACACGAAUACGUUAAGAGGCUUAUGGAACUCAAAGUGAACUCGACAGAAAUGCAGGUCCCAGAUCGUUGCAGAGAACAGCUCGAAAGGAUUGCUCCCAAAAUUGGGGUCAAUCAGAGUGAAAAGAUCACAUUUUUCGUGUCCAAGUCUCUGUUUCCCAUGUCUGCUGGAGCAACGUGGCUUCCCAACGGUGCUGUAAUUGGAGUGCCUUUGUCUUUCUUUUUCAAGCAAGAACAAGAUAUUGCAAGGUUUAGACAAAUCACCAAUAUGAACAGUGGUAAGGGACCUCUUUAUUUAGAAGGCAAGAUCGGUGCUAAAUUGAAGGACACACUUAUCAUGUCUGAUGAUAACGUGGCAUUCCUCAUCGGCCAUGAGCUCAGUCAUAUAAAGUGCGUGGAUUUAGCACCGCAAAUUUUAUUAGCACCUUCCUGGUUGUAUGUGACAUUUGAAAUUGCCAACUCGACCCGAAGAGUCAUUCCUAGAGCUUCAGUCUUUGUAGAUGGCAUUAUCAAAAUCUCUGUGUGUUUCCUCAGUUAUCUUUGUUAUUGGAAGGCUCAACGAUAUCUAAAUCAUUAUCAAGAAUUCAAAGCAGAUGAGAUGUGUGCGAGAAGUGACCUGAAUGUCGCCGAGGGUGGAGCCGACUGGAUGUUAAAAACAAUGAACUUUAACUCCUUUAUGAUGUUGUUGCAUGAAAGGGGUACAACAAGGCCACAGUCUCCUCAAAGGAAAACUUCAGAAGGCUACACUCAUCCAAAGUUACUGGACAGGUUAAGAAAAGUGGAAGUUAUUGUGGAUCAGAUGAUGAAAGGUGCUUUAUAUUAAUCAAAGGGUGCAAUCUAACUUGUGGAUUAUUAAUUACUGUAUUUUAGAAAUGAAAGUUGAUAUUGAACCUGCAAUAAUUAUUAGUCUACCGUUAUGUUUUAAGUCUGUCCAAAAGUGAAAAUGGGGCUUUAAGAAAAAAAAAAGUCUCCAAUGGGGAGAGUUGAAUCCCGGACCUCUGAAGUGUAAGGUCAACAUGUUAUCUAUUGUGCCAUGACAACUAAUAUUGAUUACCCUCGAUAAUUAAUCAUCUUUAACACUUUUGCCCAUGAAAUUCUGCCGGUCAACGCUGUUUGAAGCCGGUAAGAGCUUUAUUUAUGGAGAAUUGAAAGAUAUAUUCGAGGAAAACAAGCAUGGUUUUGACAGUUAAAGCCGUACUUUAACUCAUUUCGUCACAUUUGAAGCGAUUCCUGGCAAUCAAUAAUCAAUAGUUAUGAUUCAACGACAGAAAAAAAUCGUGAGACUCGUGUGGAAUCAUGAGGCAGAAUCAUGAGCUUGGACCAGCUUGGGAGUCAAAGAGCAAUUGCUGGUCUUUUCAUCGUGUUUAUUGCCUUGACGAGUCAAAAAGCUUCAAUAGUUCAUAAACUCCUGUCUCAAAGUUGGCCAUAGUGCUAAUUUGAAACAUUCAAAGUCCACAUGAAUACCAUGGUCCUGUGACUCCUCUGCGAUGUACAAAAUCAGCACAUUAUGGAACGGGAAAGAUCUACGACAGUUGUCAUUUUGAUAUCGGUCGUUUUCGUGCAGGGUCAACUGAUUUACGAAAGGUGUCUACAUCUGAGUGACACAUUUGCAUAUCGCAGUGCCCACAAUAACUUGUUCCUUAUGCUACGCAUAAUCCACAAGUUAAAAACUGUACAGAUAAAUGAAUUCAUUAAAUAUAUAAAUGAGUGUUAAGGUUACUCCUUCAAAUGAGCCAUCCCCUCCCCCUGCCCCCUUCCAGGCUUCUCCAAAAAAUUUAAGCCAUUUACUGCUAGACGAGUGGUUUUUUGGUAACUGAUGUGCUAUAAGGAGCUAAAACUUACCAUAAAGCCUUUUAAAGGUCGUACACUUUGCAGCAUUUUGAUCCAGAUGCAAAAUUUUAGCUUGUGAAGUUCGGGCAUACACAGAAAGCAUAAUUUCAAGACAGUUUUUUUUUCUUUCUGUUGCCUCUGGUGUUUUGCAUUGAAUAUGACUCUUGCAUGAAGAAAAAAAAGUUUUGAGAGAUCCUUUGUUGGCAAAAUAAAGUAGUGCAUUCAAAAUCAUUUCUUUUUUAUUCUAACUUGUUUUAUUUAAUUGCUUUUCAGAGAAUGAUAAACAGUAUCAAGUUAACUGAGGGGCGGCAU
This is a messenger RNA of Porites lobata, 2276 nucleotides long. Lineage: Eukaryota; Metazoa; Cnidaria; Anthozoa; Scleractinia; Poritidae. The record is from the annotation of a GenBank genome assembly.